GAUAUCUAGCAGGUUGGGAGUUAUAUUAUUUCCCUUAGAGCAUUUGGAGGUCCUAUAUCAAGGGGACCUGCUGCCCACUUCCACCUGGUGGCCAGGAAGUGGGGGACACAUGGUGCUGCCUCAGCACCCGUUUCUUUGGGGCUGCUGGGAGGAUGCUCAGAGAGGACAAGGAGCCUGCCUGGGUCACACGGACAGCAGCCAGAGUCCAGGCCAUGGGGAAGCCUUUGCCUGGCCGGCCCUGCUCUCCGAUGGGUCAGGCUGGCCUGGGCUGUCUUUGCCUGGCCCUGGCCCCUGUCCUACCCUGGGUGCUGAGCACCAGCCAUGGCCCCUGGCCUCUUUGUGCACAGACUGCAGCCAACCUGAGCUGAAUGAGGGCACAGGGCAGGAGGGAAGGGGUGAUUCGGCAGGGGCCCGGCCCUACUCCCCGCCAUCUCUGCCUGGAGACAGCCUCCCUGGCCACCCCACCCCCACUGCCAGGCCGGCUUGGGCUCCCGCCAGCAUCCACAACAUCAAUAUUUCAUCUGCGUCAAUAAGAGGCAGUGCCGGGCAGCAGGGACCGGGCUGUGGCUGCACUCGAGCCAGCUCCAGCCCACAGCUGAGGGAGCCAUUGUCUCCAUCCUCGCCUGCACCAUGGAUGUCUUCAAGAAGGGCUUCUCCAUCGCCAAGGAGGGCGUGGUGGGUGCCGUGGAAAAGACCAAGCAGGGGGUGACAGAGGCCGCUGAGAAGACCAAGGAGGGGGUCAUGUAUGUGGGAGCCAAGACCAAGGAGAACGUAGUGCAGAGCAUGACCUCAGCGGCCGAGAAGACCAAGGAGCAGGCCAAUGCCGUGAGCGAGGCCGUAGUCACGAGCGUCAACACCGUGGCCACCAAGACAGUGGAGGAGGCAGAGAACAUUGUGGUCACCGCCGGAGUGGUGCGCAAGGAGGACUUGGAGCAACCUGCACCUGCUCAGGAGGACCAGGCAGCUGCAGAGGAAGGAGCAGCUGAGGAGGCCAAGAGUGAGGGAAAAUAGAUGGCUGCUGUGGCCCCCGGAGGCCCGAGGACAUCCCUCUGCCUCGGAUGUCCCUCUGCCUCGGACCUGUGCUCUCCCAUCGCCAGUGGCACCCCUGGCCCCACAGCUGCCAUCACCCUGUCCACCACGUGCCACCAUUGUGUCACCUCCUGCCUUCGGCCCCUCUGUCCACUGGUCCUUCUAACCCUACAGGUCAAAUGCUGCUGUGAAUUCUUUUUUCUUUUUAAAAAAUGAUUUCAAAUAAACCAUGCACCUCUUCCCUUCA
This is a messenger RNA of Heterocephalus glaber (naked mole-rat), 1276 nucleotides long. It is a transcript of the gene Sncg, whose product is annotated as synuclein gamma. Gene Ontology annotation, cellular component: neuronal cell body; cytoplasm; axon terminus. Lineage: Eukaryota; Metazoa; Chordata; Mammalia; Rodentia; Bathyergidae. The record is from RefSeq and is a predicted model, not a curated record. Gene Ontology annotation, molecular function: cuprous ion binding. Gene Ontology annotation, biological process: synapse organization; synaptic vesicle endocytosis; chemical synaptic transmission.